AAGGGCCGUUCAUCCGCUUCCAAACGUACGCGUCGUCGAUCUAGUCUGGAAGCAUGUGAUCGUCCUCCUGGUGAACAAGGGGAUGGCGAAGACCGAAAUAAAGAGGAGCCACCGACAACACGAUCAAGUAAGUCGCGUGAGGAUAAUUGGCUGGCUGAAGUUAUGCGUCGUAUUGAGCGUAUGGAAAAGAAACAUAAAAAACCUACGGAGAAGAAACCAAAGCUAGAGAAGGUAGACAGUGAAUCGGUGGAAUCGAGAUCCGAACUACACCCCUUAAAGCCUCUUUCGCCUGAUCAACAUGAAGAGAAAGGACAAAUGGAGGUGAAGAAGCCGACUUCUUUGAAGUCCGACGAGGCACUUAAAGAGGAAUCGUCUGUUGUUCCUAGAAAAACAACGCGGAAGUCAGUCCCCUCAGUUUCCGUUGGAUCUCAUCCGCCUACAACUCCGCUGUCUCGUGAAGAUCGCUGGAUGCAAUGGCAGAUUCAACGAAUCGCUGAAAUGGAGUCUUCGGACGCUCCUGUCGGUGAUCAUCUCCAGCAACAAUCAUCCAGCGGUUCCGUAAGGCAUCGUAGGCGCGGCAGCGGCGGAGCGAAGUCUUCUCUUUCGCGCCAUUCUCCACAGAAAAAGGAUACUCUUGAUCAUGAUACUAGUGCCGCAGGAGGCGAGGCGGAGUGCAGUUUGAUUGUUUAUAGGCGCCGGGAGCAAGACCCGAUGGCGAAGUUUAGUCGUUCGCGUACGGGUCAUCAUCACCGUCAGCAGCAAAAUUGUCUAAACAGGUCGUACAGUUUGGUUGAGAGCUUUGUGGAUGAAGAUUUGCCUGCUGGCGGAGAACUCCUUGACGAUCACAGUGGUGUUGUUGGGAAUACUGGCUCCUCGAAUGUCAAUGACGUCAGGUGUUCCAUCACACUCGCAUCGGUAGGCCCCUCUUCACCACCCAAGCCCUCCAAGAAGCGAUGGCUAUCGCAAGCUCUAAUGGAGGUAGAUCAGCAGCAUCAGCAAAACCCCCCCGGUAGGACAACACCAUCGCCUGUGGACUCGAUAACUCCACCUGAUUCAGCAUUCAAUCCACUCAACUUUCAGAAUCAGCGAGCACUGAACCCAAAAAAGCGAAUAAUUUCACAACUAGAGGAAGCGAUGGCGCAACAUCAACAAUCCCCUUCGCCACUUAACUAUCAUAUUGAGGUCUCCCCAUCUUCUGAUGCACCCACACCUGCAUCGAGACUUCCUCUGAAGAAACGGCAGUCCGAGGAGGAUGCAGCUGGCGAUGAGAGCAGGCCAGGGACGCCAGGGAAGUCAAAGCCAGAGAAGGUUCGAAUGUCUCUCUCGGAGUACCGUCGUCGACGUGGUCUUAGUACAGCUUCCGUGGAGUCAACAGGCGCGAAUAAAUCACAGGCGCUCCCGCCCAUGACGGAUUUUGCUUCACCUAGUACACCUCCCGGUUCGCCUGCAGUUGAUUUAAAACGGCUCGGUCCCUCUUCAGUAUCACUUGUUCCACCUACAAGUGGGUUUCCUCUGGGAGGUCCUCGGACUCCAAGCGAGCCUCCCAGUGAUGAAGAAGAAGGAAAAAGGCUGGAUGUUUCUUCGUCGGCAACAUCGAUUCCAUUUAUUAAUCGAUCACAUCAGCCACCUUCUUUGUCGGCACCAGCAUCUUUGCCGUCGCCCAUUCGAGGAACCGUUGAACGGUUUCACGACUCUUUCAGCGUUGAUUCUCCUGAAAAGCCACGUGCAUCUCCACCGCCACAUCGCCCCCCUGGAGGUUGUGAUCGACACCUUUCGGGUCACGCCCAAAGACGCGCUUCACCGCCUCCACCUCCCCUUCUGGGCUCUGCGUCAGAUUCGGCGACUCCACCUGUCUCUCCCACUGCCUGUUACCCCCCUCCCGUAGAGCGUGUUCUCCGACGUGAUCGCGAAAUUCUGCAGUGGCAAAUGGAAAGAAAACACCAAAACUUCCAGCAGUCCACUGGACGUCUCCAACAUAGUAGUCAUACCUCAAGUUCUAGCGUCACUCAUCUUGAAGUAAAUCAUGCACGCUCAUACUCCAUAUCUACUCCUCCUCAACAGUCUGCUUCAAGGACUCAUGUCUAUCCCAACCUCACUCAAUCACUGGCUUCGGCCCCUCCCACCACUGCAUUUAACCACCACGACAUGGAGAGUAUUCAAGAAACCCUGAGACGUAAACAGGAGCACUUGCGUGCGCAACUUCGCGACCUGCAAAAGGCCACUGCCAGUGGGAGCGGGUAA
Messenger RNA from Hydatigera taeniaeformis, 2241 nucleotides. The record is from the annotation of a GenBank genome assembly. Lineage: Eukaryota; Metazoa; Platyhelminthes; Cestoda; Cyclophyllidea; Taeniidae.